Molecule: messenger RNA, 1146 nt
Organism: Penicillium daleae
Lineage: Eukaryota; Fungi; Ascomycota; Eurotiomycetes; Eurotiales; Aspergillaceae
Product: U2 snRNP complex subunit CUS2
Exons: 6
Coding region: 1-1146 (381 amino acids)
Biological process (GO): mRNA splicing, via spliceosome
Cellular component (GO): U2 snRNP; U2-type spliceosomal complex
Molecular function (GO): RNA binding
Source: RefSeq, a predicted model, not a curated record
AUGGCCUCGCUUGAGGGCUCUGCGGACGCACCUGCGUUCCCGCAGGACCCGGCGGAGUUUGAUAGCGACCCACGCAUCUCGUGGUCCAAGCUAGAUGAAAAGUUCAUCCUGGAAACAGAGGAUGGACAGGAGUUUGAAUAUGAUACCGGCAUCAAGCGCUGGGUUCAGAAGGUUGAUGAGGAGCUCCUUAAGCAACAACAAGAGGCCUACAAAGUUGCAGGCGUGGAUGAAAAUGAGAUGGUCAACCCCCGUGACAUGAAGAAGCGGAAGUUGCCAGCUGGCGAUGAAAAGGGAAACAAAGCCAAGAAGCCACGUGUAAAUCAUGCGGUUUGGAUCACUGGCCUCCCUCUGGACGCCGAAAAGGAAGAAAUUGAACAAAACUUCGCUCGCUGGGGUGUGAUCGCGAGAGAAAUUGAUAGCGGCGCUCCACGCAUCAAGAUGUACUACGAUGAUAGUGGCAAUUUCAAGGGCGAAGCCCUGGUGGUCUAUUUCCGACCCGAAUCGGUCUCCCUAGCCAUUCAGAUGGUUGAUGAGACUGAUUUUCGCGAGGGCAAUAUUCAAUUGGCAGGAAAGGCACCGAUGAGAGUACAGGCAGCGGAAUUGUCCUUCAAAACCCAAACGGAGGCUCCAGCUAAGUCUGCGCCUCGUGACAGACGGAAGAUCAUGGAGCGUACUGAGGAGUUAAACCGUUUGUUGACUGAUUGGGAUGAUGAUGACCCGCUUGCUCGCAAUAAUAUUCCCGUCCGCCAGGACCGGACUGUGGUCUUGAAAGGCUUGUUCACGUUGGAGGAGCUCCAGACCGAUGUCGAGGCAAUCCUGGAUAUCAAAGAUGAUGUCCGAACCGAAUGCUCUAAAAUCGGAGAGGUCACUAACGUAGUGCUUUAUGAUUUGGAGCCAGCUGGAGUGGUGACUGUUCGAUUUGCCCAGCCCGAGGAUGCACAAACAUGUGUUGAACGGAUGGAUGGUCGAUUCUUUGGCGGCACCCAGAUUAAGGCCUACGUUCAGGUUGGACGUGAGAAGUUUAAAAAGACCAAUGAGCGACGGGCAGCUCUGGAGGACAUGGCGGAGCGGGGCCUUGAUGCCGAGAACGAAGACGAGAACCAGCGCCUGCAGGGUUUCGGAGACUGGUUGGAGAGCGAGAAAUAA